AUGAAACAGAAAGUGAUUCAGGCGCUAGAGACCGCCGCCCAGCAGUUAGGCUACUCGGAAAGUGUUGAACUAACUCCUAGUCGCGGUCGAAGCGAUUUUGCCACCAACUUGGCCAUGAAAUUAGCCAAGAAAAUUAACGCCAAUCCGCUCGAUGUUGCCCAGCAAAUAAUUGCCAAUUUGAGCGCGAGUUUUAUCGCUCGUGCCGAAGUAGCUAAGCCGGGUUUUAUUAAUCUUUACCUUAACCCCAACUCUUUAGCCUUGCAAAUCCAGCAAGUUUUAGACGAGGGGCCAAACUACGGUCGCGGUCAGCAGUCUAAGUACGUGAACGUUGAAUACGUUUCGGUCAACCCGACUGGUUAUCUUCACGUCGGCCACGCCCGUAACGCUGCUCUGGGCGCGACGCUCAGCAGUGUCUUAAAGUUUGCUGGCAACCGCGUUGAUCAGGAGUACUACGUCAAUAAUGUCGGCGUUCAAAUGAAAGUCUUAGCCGAGUCGCUCUACGUGCGCUAUUUGCAAGCUUUGUCUAAGUCGGCCGAGCUGCCCGAAGAGGCAUACCGAGGUCCAGAAAUUAUUCACUUAGCCGAGCAAAUAGUCCAAAGUUCGGGCGAGAAGUAUCUUAAAUUGCCGGCCAAUCAAGUCAAAGAGGAAUUCGCGAAAAUCGCUGAAAAUUUCAUGAUUGAAAAAAUCAAGCAACACUUGGAACUGAUCGGAGUCAAGAUGGAUCGCUACUACUAUGAGCAAGAUCUUUACGAUCAGAAGUUAGUCAUUCCGGCCUUAGAAAGUAUGCCCGAUACUUACCGCCAAGGCGGCGCUUUGUGGCUUAGAACGACUAAGUUUGGCGACGAUAAAGACCGGGUGCUAAUUAAAAGCGACGGCAGUUUUACUUACUUUGCCUCGGACAUCGCUUACCACAGCGUUAAACUAAAACGAGGUUAUGACGAACUGAUCGAUGUUUGGGGCGGAGACCACAUCGGCUACGUUAAGCGGGUUAAGAUUAGUCUUAACCAGCUCGGCUUAGCGUCGGAUAAACUGGACAUCAUCAUUAUCCAAAUGGUGCGUUUGAUCCAGGGCGGCCAGGAACUUAAAAUGUCCAAACGCAAAGGAGUGGCUUUUACGCUGGAAGAGCUAGUCAAGACAAUUGGUCGGGAUGCAGCCCGGUUUUACUUGAUUAGCCGAGCUAACACGACCCAAGUUGACAUUAACUUGGAUUUGGUAACUAGCGCUAAUUCGGAUAACUUAGUUUACAUGGUUCAGUACAGUCACGCCCGGGCGCGCCAACUGCUAGUUAAAGGUAACUGUCCACCCCAAGUCGGCGCUUACCUGGAGGGCAAGGAAAAUCAACUGAUUAACUUAAUCAGCGAGUUUCCCGAACUAAUCGUGACGAUCGCUGACAACCACAAAGUUCACCUUUUGCCGCAGUACUUAGUCGCUCUGGCGCGACUGUUUAACCAGUUUUACAGCGAAACCCGGAUCAUUAACUCCGAACGUGAAAGCGAACUGCUGGCGCUGGUCAAAGCUGUUAAACAAGUUUUAGCGACUGGAUUAGCGCUGAUUGGCGUUAACGCUCCGGACCAAAUGUAA
This is a messenger RNA of Centruroides sculpturatus (bark scorpion), 1581 nucleotides long. RefSeq names its product arginine--tRNA ligase-like. Gene Ontology annotation, biological process: arginyl-tRNA aminoacylation. The transcript has a single exon. The record is from RefSeq and is a predicted model, not a curated record. The coding region runs from base 1 to 1581 and encodes 526 amino acids. Gene Ontology annotation, molecular function: arginine-tRNA ligase activity; ATP binding. NCBI's taxonomy places the organism in Eukaryota, Metazoa, Arthropoda, Arachnida, Scorpiones, Buthidae. Gene Ontology annotation, cellular component: cytoplasm.